AUCCCGCUAUUCAUCCGUCGUCGCGUGUGACGUCAGUAGGGGAAAUGGCGAUCGUUAUUGUGUAGAAAAAAUGCCGUGGCUCUGAGGCCAGCCGCAUCGCAUUUUGUGCUCGGUCAUCGCUGUCUGUUUAUUGGUGAAACAUCGCGCUUGUGACGUGGGACAAGGGAACGACUUUUUCGGAGUCCAACUUUCUUCGUUGGAAACAGGGUGGUGUAGGCACCCACCAAAACCGUGCUGGUAGGUGCCAAGGGGAAAGAGCAGCAUGUCGAUGUGGGGCCGUCUGCAGGAGCUGCCUGGGGAGCUGGUGCGCCAGUGCCAGCUGGCCUAUGGGGAUCACUUCCCCAUGGAGGUUCGCUGUGCGUUGGCUCCUUGGAUCGAAGAGAAGCCUUGGCAGGACAUGGACCCUGAUAACCCUGCUUUCGAACUGUAUGCGCCAAGUGUAGUGGCCUCCUUGCUCGAGGAGCUGCAGCGCAAGGCCUCCACCGAGGAAAACUUUGUCAUGCGGCUGAAGCUCCUGGAGGCUGUGAACUCUUUUAAGCAAAACUAUGGCCACAAUCCGUGUGCCCUGAUUCGAGUGAUCAAGAACUGCCUGGCCGCUGAGAUGCGUAUAAUCCAGCAAGGAGAGAACUGCCACAGGCUGGCUGCCCACAUGCCAGCCCCCCAAGAUCCACACACGGAGAUCACCCAGCAGUUGGACAAGCUGCGAAGGCGCUCACAGGAGAUGGAGGAAGAACUUCGCCGAAUGACCCAGCUGCAGGAGUCCUUUGUGAUCCAGUACCAGGAAUGCCAGAAGCUGCAAGCACACUACCAACAGCUGUCAACGCAGUCCAGUGGUCAGACCAAUGUGGAGCUGCUCAACAAGAUGCAUAAUGAGACCAAGGCCAUGGAGCAGGCAAUCCGGCAGCGUGUCAACGAGCUGCGUGACAUGCGCAUUGCCUUUGCAGACAAACAGCAGGAUACCGCAAUGCAGCUGUCCACGCUACAGACGCAAGUGCUGGAUGAUGAGCUCAUAAAGUGGAAGCGUGCCCAGCAACUUGGUGGGAAUGGCGUUAGUUUUGAAAACAACCUUGACCAAAUCCAAGAGUGGUGUGAAGCCCUGGCAGAGCUGAUCUGGCAAAACCGGCAGCAGAUCAAGAGGGUUGAGCUCCUGGCCGCGCAGGUGCCCAUAGGAGGAGCGUCUGCGAUUGGUGAACGCUUCACGGCCCUGAAUGCCCAAGUCACCAACCUGCUUUCCUCUCUCGUCACCAGUACUUUCAUCAUUGAGAAGCAGCCUCCACAGGUUAUGAAGACGAACACUAGGUUCACAGCCACAGUCCGUCUUCUGGUUGGGGGCAAGUUAAACGUCCACAUGACGCCCCCUCAGGUCAAGGUAUCCAUUAUCAGUGAGGGACAGGCCAAUUCCCUGCUGAAGAGUGACAAAGUCGGUGUUGGAGAGGCAAGUGGAGACAUCCUGAAUAACACGGGGACCAUGGAAUACCACCAGGCUACAAGGCAACUGAGUGUCAGCUUUAGGAACAUGCAAUUGAGGAAAAUCAAGCGAGCAGAAAAAAAAGGCACUGAGUCUGUUAUGGAUGAGAAAUUCUCAUUGCUGUUCCAAUCCCAGUUCAAGGUUGGAGGUGGAGAGCUAGUGUUUCAAGUUUGGACAUUGUCACUACCUGUGGUGGUGAUCGUGCACGGAAAUCAGGAGCCACAUGCCUGGGCCACAGUCACCUGGGACAAUGCUUUUGCUGAACCGAAGAGGCGUCGUCCCUCAUCCUCCUCCCACAACCAGGGUCGUGUUCCUUUUGCGGUGCCCGACAAGGUUCCCUGGCCGCAGCUGGGUGAAGUGCUCAGCAUGAAGUUUAAGUCUGCCACAGGAAGAGGCCUGUCUGAAGACAACCUGCGGUACCUGGCCGGAAAGAUCUUCCGCAACCCGCAGAUUCAGGAUUUCACCAACAUGCCUGUCAGCUGGUCUCAGUUCUGCAAGGAGCCACUACCUGAACGCAACUUUACUUUUUGGGAGUGGUUUUAUGCCAUCAUGAAAGUCACCCGUGAACACCUUCGGGCACCAUGGAAUGACAGCGUGGUGUGGGGAUUCGUUGGCCGACGCCAGGCAGAGGAUAUGCUUCGGCAAGGCUGCAAUGGGACGUUCCUGCUGCGUUUCAGCGACUCCGAGCUGGGCGGCGUCACAAUCGCCUGGCUGCACGAGGAUCCUCAGCAAGACACGAAAGAGGUGAUAAUGAUCCAGCCCUUCACUAGCCGAGACUUCACCAUUCGAAGCCUGGCGGACAGGGUGAGCGACCUCCAGCAGCUCACCUUCAUGUACCCUGACAUACCCAAGGACCAGGCUUUUGGGAAAUACUACACUCCUGUCACAGACACCCAGCCUGCCAUCAGCAAUGGCUAUGUCAAGCCAGUCCUUGUCACUCAAAUACCAGGGCUGUCGGGUAUGUUGAACCUCAUGGACAGCAAUCCGUCAACGCCGCAGUCCUUUUUCCACCCACACUCGCCAGACGCUGGAGCAAGCAUCUACCACGAUGGUUCCUCCCUUGACCAGGCCAUGCAAGCUCAUUUUUCACGGUGACAAACAGUGCAUGUUUGCGCUCCAGCUUUGUCCUAAAGAAAUAUUUCUUUCUUCGGUGUUCUUCACAUUUUUAGUGUAAGUAGAACUUCCUGUACAUUGUGUCUGUGCGAGAGUAUUGGUGCUUCCCACUUAUUGCAUCGUGAUUGUGAGCAGUCUUUGUGUGGUGAUGAAUACUUUCGUUAUGCUGGCUAGUGUGAGGUUGUAGCAUCGUGUCAGUGUUCUUCGUCUUUGUGCACAGAGAAGGAACACAUCUUUUAACAAUUAAGAUGGUGGCUUCGCGUGACAAGGCUUAUUAUCCUCAACAUGUCAGGUCCUUGGGUGUUGUAAUCCUUGGACCUUGUCCUAGUAAUUAAGAAAAUAUAUAAAAUUGAAUGAAGUAUGAAGCAUUCUCUGGGGAAAAUUUCGUGUGACAUUUGAUACCUCUGCUUUACGUUAACAGCUCGCCUCUCGCUUCAUAUAUAGGCAACAGAUGAAAAUUGGAAUGCUUUUAUACACAUUCUCUGCUAGAGCGAGUGUCAUUUACUGCUUCAAGGUACAGCUGGUUUUGUGCUCACUGCUCAGUGAACAUUACUGCGCUACUCAAGCACUUCGUUCGUCGACAUAAACAGUGCUGGUUGACUUUUUUAUCAGCUGUCAUCACAGAGCAAAGCUAUUAGCAGAGCUGAGUGGGAGAUGGCCGGUCAGUCAAAGCCAAAGGGAAAGAAUGUUUUGAAGGGACGCUAAAGGCAAAUAUUAAGUCAAGCUAAAGUGAUAGAUUAGUGCUCAAGAAUCUUGAAGGCUUGAAUAUUAUCGCAACCAGAGCUUUAAUAAUCGAGAAACUGAGGUGAAAGCAGGACAUGACUAGAAACUCCCCUGGGACAUUCAAGUAUUUGCCCAAUGACGAAAGCACUCCUCAGUUAAAUUCUGUCACUAGUACUCAACCACUCUUUGCACAAGUCAUCCUUGUAUUGUAAUGUAAGACGAAAUGAAAUGCUACCUGUGCAGUUAUAUUUUAUUUUUAGAAAAAGGAACUAAUUGGAAUUACCCUUGAAAAUGAUACGGGCGGUCGAAAGGCUUCGUUUUAGCUGGACUCCCGCUACCCACACUUUUGCGUUUCAGCAGUUUCGUUAUCGCGUAGUGCUGUGCUGGUUUUGCGGGCUUGCGAACCUCGCACAAACUGCACGUAGCAGAGAAUUCAACUUCCAUGUUGUGUCGUGGGAUGCCUGAACAGCCUACGCCACUCAUGAUGCCGCUUGACCAAAAAACAGCUGCAGCAGUGAUUCCACCACUUUGCCUUGGCUCAGUGCCGCCAUCUGUUUGGGCACCGUUUUACUCAACGACGGCAGCAAAGGGUGGUGAUGGCUUAUGCAAUGUCAUUACUCCCUCGGUUGGGUGGUGGGAGAUUUGAAUUUCGAAAAAGGUAUUUGGACCCUUCAGAUGCAUUUUUUUUUUGUAAACUAAGUCCUUCCUUGGCACGAAACAAGCGUUGCGAGGUUCCUGGAAUGGUAUUUAAACAGUCCACGUUGACUUAUUAUUUGCCUUUAAUGUCUCUUUAAAACUAAACAGUGAUUUACCAGUAAAAAAUCCCAAGUUUUAGACUCUUGGAUGGCUGCUCAAGUCAAAUAUCAGAAUAUUCACCGCCUUUUUAGAUCAGUUGGUGACUUGCUCUAGCAGCAACACUUCCACCUGCCCAGAUGUAUAUUUUGUAGGUUUCUCAACCACGGCUGUAAGCACUGGGAGCUGCAGGAGUGAUUUCUGAAAUGCAGUAUGUGGCACCAUAGUUUACAUUGAAUCAGUUAAACUGUGCAACACAUAUAUCUAAUGAUUGAGCAUGACAAGAACAUAUGAGUAGCACUUUUUGUAGAAGUGUGUUUAGAAGUUGGAGACACAAUCAAAUGAAGCACCUGUUACUAUAUUUAUUUGCACAUGUAACACAUGCUCUCUGUGCCCUUAAAAUGAAUUGCAGCAUCCAAAUAUGGGGGAGGGGGGGAGGCAACGACAGCAAAGGGCUUUUAAGAAUGAAGAGAAUAUGCGCAGAAAUAUACCUAAACUGGUGCCUAUACGUUGUUGUUUCUGUCUACACUUAGUUCCUCCUUGCUGACUGAGAGCAGUGUGAGCUGGUGAAGUUGGGCCAUCACUUGUGCUCUGUUUCACAAUAAAACAGCACUAGAGUGGGGGCUGCGGCUGUCACCUGGUUAUCUCCCCAUGCAGCAUAUACCUUAGUCGGCGUUGUCUGCACACGCCUGGGCACUUCAACUUAAGUGUCAAAAGCAUACCUCGCACCUCCCACGCCAACGCCACAUUAGACAGCCUUUGUAUGGCAUUUCAGCUGUUUACCUGUGUGUAGACAAAGCGGCUACUGCCUUUAACAUGCACAUUUUAAGAGAGUUCACAAGUGGUCUAACGAGGGAUGUCCCUAAAAUCAACAUACUGACAACGGGACUUGUAUUCGUCAAGGUAACAACUGCUUUUCUCAAUAGAACAAGGAAUUUGAGUGCAAUAACUGACCCCUAUUGACCAUUUCAAGUCUCUAUCUUCCUGUCCAGCUCUUGUCUUUUUGGCACAUUCUCAGAGAGGCAUUUUAGAACAUUCCGCAUGUACAAAACUAAGCACUGUUGCCCCGUCUCACAGACACUAAUCAAGCCAUUUCUGCACCAAUGGUGGCAUUUUUAGCUAGGCCUAAGCUAGUUCGUCUUAAAUACAGCGACAAACCAUCGCAAGUACUUCAUUAUUGAAAGUGAAAUGAAUCCAAACAUUAAUCAACUCAGCCAUUCUUACGAACGCAACAAGAAGCCCCAGCACUACAGUGUACUUGAUUUGAAGAGGGCACCCUACAUACGUCUACGUAUGUUGUCCUGCUAGCUGUGCAAGUCAUGCGACGCACACGGUGUUGGUAAAAAAGGAAGCAUGUGCACUUAAGAUGUGCUAUGGUAUAGGAUAUGCAAGGGCUUUGCAUUUGCUUUACUAAAACUGCUUGUUAUUUUGAAACAGAGUACAGCUUGUGCUGAUGCUGCUGUUGUACCAUGCCACUAUGUAUCUUAGUCAUGUGGUGCAAGCUGCUGAUGCAACAUCCAAAAAAGUCCAGCUGUUGGCUUUUUUCCAUUGCUCUGAUGGGGGUAGAUCGAUAUGCAUUGAGUAACAAGACCUUGGCUUACGUUCUACCAUGGGCCAAGUUAAUCUGAAGCUGAGGAAAACAGGACAUUCAAGUUUUUUUCAAAAAUCGGAUGUGUCAGAUCAUUGUUCAGCCUCUUGAUGGGGAUGUCUGGAAGGGGCAGCAAUUACCUGAAUGAAUAAUUACAAUAUCCUAGUUAAAAAUAUUGAUUGGUUAACUUUCUAAUUAUUCACUUUAGGGCACAAGCUACAACUAGUGCCCUAAAGUGAAGUCACGUCUGCUUAGCAGAAGUCUUAGACCAGCACCACUUUUGAGGUAUCCAAGCUUAAAUUUUGCUAGCAAAUGCAUUGGUGUUCCAUUUAAUAGUUUUCCUAAAACAUCCCUCUGAUAGUUUCAGACAAUCUUGCCAAAAAAUGCCAAUGUACUUUUUUUUUGGCAGAUUUUAGGGACAGAUAUCUUGAAAGUAGUGCUAGUCUUAGAAUUUCUGCAACCGGCCACAGUAGCUUAGUGGCUAUGGCAUUGCUCCCUGCUGAACUGCAGGUUGCAGGUUUGAUCUUGGUCACGGCGGCGCCACAUUUCGAUGUUGGCGAAAUGCAAAAGCGCUGUGUUGUACUUAGCUUUAGAUGCACAUUAAAUAACGCCCGAUCGUCAAAAUUAAUAUGGCGUCUCCCACUACGUCGUGCCUUAUAAUUGUGGUUUUGACUUGGAAGAACCCCAGUAUUUAAUUUUUAAUUUAGAAUUUCUGCUAAGCAGAUUUCUGUCACUUCUAAAGAUUCACUUGGAGAGGCCAGAGUGUGCUAUACUCUCCAUGCGAGUGAGAAAAAUCUGUUCAAACUAAGAAUAUUAACAUGUGGUUGUGGCAGAGCUGCCAGUGACGCUGCCUCAUCACCUGUGACGUCACGCUCCUGUUCCCAUAUAUACCAGCAUCCCACCGGCAAUAAACAUUGUUCUUCACCGACAACUGGCCUGCGCACAGCGACUCUUCUAGCUGGCACGACAAUACCCGCGGCACCGAGCUUCAGCUUCAUUUUGUACUCGAAGUCCCUUAGCUGGCCGAGUCCUUUGAAGACUUCUGCAAAAGGCUGUGCUGGAGGGUAAAUGUGUUCGUAUUCAAUGCUCUCCAAGUGUCUGAUGAACCCCAAACGUUCCACCGCUGAGCCACUCAGUGUUACCGGCACGUUCUGCUCUAGAAUGAAAAAUGUUUCUUCGUGAGAUUUGUUGUUCGCUGAAAGUAACAGCCCUACUUUUUCAUGCGAUGCAGUUUUAUGGCUAAAAAUGCCGUAAGCGUGACCCGGCAGGAUUCUGUUGGCCUAUCUGGUAGCGUCUCAAUGUCUCAUUUCAAAAUAACGCAACAGUUUGAGCCCGUGUCUAAUUUGCACGUCAUUGGUGUGCCUUCAAUAUGAAUCGUUGCAUUCCAGUUGUCUGUUGUUAUGGUAUGAACCGUUAAAGUUUCCAAGAAAUAGCCCUCUUCUGCUUCUAGACGCAGCUCACGCAAAUCGCUGCAUCUCUGAACCGCGUCUCGUAAAGUUUCAGAGAAAUGGUCCUCGUCUGGUUCUAGACGCAGCUCACGCAAGUCUCUGCAUCUCUGCACCGCGUCUCGUGAUGGCGGGCGGCGUCUUGCAUACUUGGGCAAAAUGGUUCCGCCUGCCGCACUUUUUGCAAGUCUUCCCAUUUGCAGCGCAUAUUCUGCUGUGAUGUGUCUGGCAACCGCAUUUACUGCAGAUGUUUCUGUUACUUGCUACUGCAUGAACUCGUUUCCUGAGCGGUUGCGGCUGCUUCGCUUAUCUCGUGAAACUGCUCUUUCCCUUGCUCAUGGGCGCGACAGAUAUCGACAGUCUUCUGAUACGAAGAGUUUUGAGCAAUCAACUUUUGCUGCAAAUUCAUGUCUCGAAUGCCCAGAAUAAUGCGGCUGCGCAGCAUGCGAUCUUCUGGCUCUCCAAAUUCGCAAUUUUUGGCUAGUAUACGCAGUUGUGUCAAACAUUCACUGAAGCUCUCGCCUUCCUUCUGGUUUCUUGAUCCGAAACGGAAUUCCUGAAAGGUCAGGUUCGUUUCAGGCUUGUAGAAAUUCUCACAUUUCUGUAAGAAGGUGUCGACGUCGGUUUUGUCUUCACCUGCUUCAAACUUGAACGUGCUGUACGCCUUUCUAGCCUCUUCACCAAUCGUUACUAGCAACAUGGCUGCCUGCACAUCUUUGCUCUGCUUGCUCAGCUGAGUGGCUGUAGAAAACAAGGCAAACUCGCUCUUCCAAGUUUGCCAUCCAAGCCUAGCGUUGUCUGAUGUGUCCAAGGGCUUCGGGGGUGGAAGAAGAGACGCUGGCAGUGACAUGCUGACCAGGGACCACUGCCACCAUGUAAGCAGGCCAGUUGUCAGUGAAGAACGUUUAUUGCCAGUGGGACGCUGGUAUAUAUGGGAACAGGAGCGUGACGUCACAGGUCACGAUGCCGCGUCGCCGGCUGCUCUGCCACAGUGGUAUGCUUCAAGGAUUAGUUGCUAGCUUCGUAAAUAUUCACUUCAGGAUUAGAUAUCGUGCUGGCGGUGUGAAAUCACGAAAUGACAUGACUGCAGAGCUUGUGAGGUGCUCAUUACUUUGGGCAAGCAGUUUCUGUGUACCCAGCAAAGCAGUGCCUUUUCUUGCAGGGUACCCUUUGAAUAAAAGUGCUAGUGCCAACUUGUUAACCAUUUUUAACCAUUUUUCUAUUGAUCUGUCACCAUGGUGAGCUGAAUUUGCAAACCUCCAGCACUUGAUUCUUGGUGAACUGGAUCACUUGUUUUCUCUACAUGUUGGGUGCAUCUAGCGUUUUUAACUGCUUAGGCACUGGUACUGCUUGAGGUUUAUGAAAAGACACAUCAUGACACUAAUAUUAGAUAUUUUCUAAUAAAAUAUACCUAUAUAUUUACAAGCUCAUUGAUAAGCAUAUUUUUAUAUACCACACUUGAUCAUGGUGCUUAUGUCAACUGAACGAUCAUUAUCAGUUAUUUUUAUCUGUUUGUAACUUUGUAAUCAAAGAAAGCAUUGCCAACCAGUGAAUGGAUUUGGGCAUUUGUCACUGUAUACUAUAGUUGCAGUCAAGCUUAUUGUCUUCAGCUUGUUUUGCUAAAAACCUGAGAUUGUUUUGUGCGAAAGUGUUGGACCUUCGGCCUUGUAGGGUUUUUUUUUUAAUGAGGUUUAUAAAACAAUGCUUUGCACAGCUAACAUUCCACAGAGGUGAAGUUGUAAAGAAAAAGAAACAAGUCUGUUAGCAAAUUUUUACGAUUAGCAACCAUAACAGCUUGGUUAAAAUUCAUGUUAUCUUUUUUCUUCUUAUUAUAUUAUACUAGUUAGACAUAAAAGAAAUUGAAGUUGGGAUAGAUCCUCUCUCUCUCUCCCUCUCUCUCUCUCUCUCUCUCUCUUUGAUUCUCCUGUGUAUAAAUUGAGUUGACUUAUUAUUCCUAAUGUUGUUUCUCACAGUGCACUGUGACGCAUUGUUUGCCAAGGUUGUUAUUUGGUGUUAUUUGCCUUUUAACUUGCCUUUUAAGUAUCCUGUGUGUCAAUGUCUUAAUAUGACCAGCCCAUUGUAACUGGGUUCUCUUUAUAUACUUGUGUGCAGUUUCCCCUCCCCUCCGCUCCUCUCUUUCUGUAUAUGAAAUUUAAGGUUGCUUUUGCAUAUUGCUUUCUGGUUCAUUUCCAAGUGCCAUGCUGUUCCUGGUGUGUCGCAAAACCAGGAGAACCUUAAAGUGCUGUCACAAAGGAAUAUUUUACGUCAUUUGUAGUAAAUGACAUCUGUUACUAUAGUUAUAUAUUGUGUGGGGCUUUGUGGCAAAAAAGAAAGUACUAAUGGCGAGCCUGUAUGUUAACAAUGACAGUGUGUAAAACGGGUGUAUUAAGCACCAGUGGUAUUUCAUUGUAUGCCAAACAACGCCUUUAGGUGAAAGAAAUGCAGCAAGGCUUGCCGGUGUGUGCCAUCCAUUGGUUGCAUGCCGCGAAGUUGCAUGUUUCAAGGUUAUAUUUUGCAUUGGUUGCAAGAACUCCAGGUGGUCAAAAUUAAUAUGGAGUCUCCCGCCACGGCGUGCCUCAUAAUCAUAUUGUGAUUUUAGCGUGUAAAACCCCAGAAUUUAAUUUAAGGCUUGCUGCCAAACAAAUGGUUUUAUAUAUACAUUUGCACAAUCUUUGAAAUGUUUACGCAUGAGAUUUAUGGACAUAGCUUUCGCGGCUAUCAUUGACCUUAUGCCCUCUGGAUAGCACAAGAAUAAUGGUGGUAGUCCUGUUGCUGCCUCACUAACAACACACUUAGUGCUUCUUAUCAGACAAUAGAUAUCUUAGAGGAGCUUACCAUAUUUCUCAAUCAAUAUUUUUGCGUGAUUAGUUCAGUCAAAACUAGAGUCGGGACAGUUCCAUUUGUGGGCGUGGCAGAAUGGCAUAAAGGUAGGUACUAUCAUGCAAUGCGCAAGAUAAAUAUCUGCUUCAUAAGAGCUGAGAGCGGUUUGUUGACCAACUUUAGAGAUAGGCAUAAGGAUUGAAAGUGCCACCAUCACCCUUGCCUAAUAAUAUUUGCAUCCUCACAUUUGUGUAGUAGUUUGUUCGUGACAUUAACCCGUUAUCGACAGCAGAUCAAAAUACCAGGAAAAACAAUUGUAUCUAUAUGUGCAAAACACAGAGAAUAAGUGUAAUCAAUGAAAAGAAAAAAAAUAUAUUUCACUGAAACUUUUUCAGCAAUAGGGGGGAAACACCAGGCAGGAAACUGGGAAUGGGCUUUACCUCAGGGCACCUGUGGCUUCGUUUGAAAUUUUUACAGACAGCUCUCUUCAUAUGUGAACUAUAGGUGUACACGAGAAGAAAGGGGAUAACCGAGGGGCCCGAUUUUUAUUAGUCAUAUCAUAAGAAGCCAACAAACAUGGACACCAAGGACGGGCCCCUCGGUUAACCCCUUUCUUCUCGUUUAUUACAUAACGAGGGUCUCGAAUCCGGCUACAUUGAUGCCUUCAGGUAGCAUAUGUGGGUUUAUUGACCAGUUGCCUUCACCCAAAAAGAUCACGUUCUCGUGACACCUGUGGCAAAAAGGACAUUCCACGUCCGCCGCCAAGGUCUGUGAGUGGUGGCGCUGGCUAACACUCCCAGGGUUCUACUAGGACACGCACAUACCCAAGAAAGUGGAUGGGGAAAGAGUGCCGCGGUAGCUCACUUGGUAGAGCAUCGCACGCGAAAUGCGAAGGUUGUAAGUUCGGUUCCCACCUGCCUCAAGUUGUUUUUUCAUCCACUUUAAUUUUCAUUAAUUUAUUGUUUCUUUAUUUAAUUUAUUAAGCACAACCCCUAAGCAUAUUUCCCCUAUGUUGUCCUUGGUGUCAGUGUUUGUUGGCUUCUUAUGAUAUAACUAUAGGUGUACACGUCAUUUGCAUUACUUCACAUGUGUGAUGCCACUGCAGCCGGAGAUCUCGCAUUGGCCUGUCUCCUCAGAAUGUGCUUUCAAAAGACAGCGUCCAAACUUUUUUUCUUGUCCUGUGUUCCUGUUCUAAACUAAGUGACGCUUGCCACCUGUUCAAUGCUGGCCAAAGGCAUUUAGCUAAAAACAUCCUACUCAAUACUGAAACUUGGCAAGAAAAAUUUUUUUUCUCUGUUGCACACUGCCCAAUAAAUGGUUGAAUGUAGACAGGGAUCAUUACAAACAUACCUGCCAACACCUGAAUUUUUUGUAAAAGUUUACAAAUUUGGACUCAUUUUACUAUUUUAAGAACUUGCAUCAGGUUUUACGAGAAAUAAAUUCUGCUAUCAAAAAUGGCUUUAAGGAGUUGACAGAAUGUGUGGUGCAAGAUUGCCAGAAAUAUGCAUGCGUAAGAAAUAGUGAUGGUACCUGCGCUACCCUUUUGUGCCAGAGGGGUGCUUGCUUCAGAGAAGUUCCCAAAGUAUGCCAAAUUGACUACAGCAAAGUUGCUUAGAAAGCUAUUGUGAUCUACAAGAUGUGUUGCUUGUCAAAUUCUGCUGUUCAAAGUUUACUGCUACAUGUGUGCUGCAUCUAAAGGUAAACCACCACUAAUAAAGUGCAUAUGUAUCCUGCAAAAGGUGUGUGCCUGUUGCAGGAGGAAAAAAAUAUAUGCUAUUCCCCUCCUUCCCACUCCCUUGCUUGUCAUGUCUGUGGUAUUUUUAUGAAUUUUAAAGUACAUGGUUUGGCAGGUAUGAUACGAAUGACGUAAAAUAUUCCUCUGUGACAGAGUGUAGGAAGCUACACAAUUCAUACUGCAGGAUUUGUGCCUUUUAGUUCGUUGUACCAUAUCUUUGUGCAUAUAACCUGCACCCCCUUUUGCAGCAGCCUUUGGAAGAGGAAAGAAAGAAAGAAGUUGAUGUGUAUAGCUUGUGCGAUUAACAAUAAUAAAGAAAACGGUGCUCAAAUCAUUACAUAUAAGACUUUACCCAGUUAUUGGCACAAAGGAAAUUUACAGAAUCGGUAUUGGUUUUCAUGUUCAGUUGACAAUGCUUUUACUGCUUCUCAGUGUAAUGUGGCUUGCAUGGCAGUAAGCUGUGCGUUACAUCAAAUUUGCAGUUAUAACUUUCUACUUCUUUGUCUUCGAUUCCUCGUGCGGGUAAUGUGCAUGAAAAUGCUGCAUUUUGUGAAUAACUGGCUGAUACACCAAGUUCUUUAGAAGCUGAUGCUUACAUGCGUGUGUUAUCAUUGCUCUCCUAGGAAACAUUUUCACAAGUGUCCCCUGGCUCUCUUUUCUAUGUGUGUUUCUGUUUCUGAACAGAGAAUGCUACUACCAAUUUUCCCACAUGCUGGCAUAGUAAUUCUUUCUGCAAGCCAUUACAGGCUAAUGUGCCAUGAUGUAGUUAACCAUAUUUUACAGGCAGAUAUUAGUGUUUGUAAAAACAUGUUUUUAGUCAUAGCCUUCGAUAGUUGUUUGAUGUAAAAUCUACUUUUUUUAGUCAUUGUGUUAAGAAGUCUUAGCGUACAAGUUACAAGUGCUUUCCUUUAGUGUUUGGAGCAGCAAUGCUGAGUAUUAAGCGUACUAUGCUGCUGUCUUCUUGGGUUGUUGUGAAAAAAAAGAAAAAGCUGCAGCGUGCAAAGAUGCCAGAUGUAGUGUGUUGUAUGACGUUUGUUCUUUAAAGGGCCCCUCACCAGGUCUGGCCAUGUUGAGCUGACAACCACAGAGCAUACAAUGUGCGCUAACGAUCGUGUUUGCAAAGAAUUACAUCGCUACGCACCAUGACAAGGUCUGAAAUUUCAAUCAGAACGUUGUUUUACCUUUCCCUUGCGGCGACUGCGCUCAGUCUGACGGUGACGUACUCUUGUCCCUGCGCCUACGUACUUGUGUUUAGCUUAGAGAAGUAAUAAAACACACAAACGCAAUGUCUGCGUGUUUUUUGUUUUACUUCGCCCUAAAGCAAGGGAGAUGUACCUCCACUUUGUCUGCUUGUUCCCAUGGUCGUGCAGUCACGUGCGCAGGUACCGAAACUAUGCGAUUUUCUACCGUGUUCCAGUGCAUGAUCAUGCUCUGUGAUUCGCUUGUUCUGCCUCAGUAUUGAUGUAGGUAGCACUGAAUUAUACCGCUAGUCAUGUGUCCUUGUGCACAGCGCAUAAAACGAGACAAUCACAACAGCUCAUGUACAACACCGUCAGUAAAAGUGUGCAGCGAAAAAAAAAAAAAAAAGGAGCGAGGAGGGAACAAAAAAAUGAAGGCGGGGCCCAUCACCUAUGCGUCACGCAAUCCUCGAGGUCCGGUAUGGGAGAGCACAGGGAAGGAAUUUCGCUUGCAAAGGCUAGACAAGGCAAGGGGAAAGUGUGUCUCGCUUGGUAGUGGAGGGUCCCUCCUGAAGUCAUGGGUUCACAGCACUGAAAUAUCUCUAUCUCGGCUACUAAUGAGCCGAUUUGAAAAGGCGGAUGGAUGAAUGGAUGGAUGGAUGUUAUGAGCGUCCCCUUUGGAACGGGGCGGUGGGUUGCGCCAUCAAGCUCUUGCUAUUAUACUGCCUAAUGUCCUACCUAGGUUAAACAAUAAAGAAAGAAGAAAAAAGAAACACUAUGGACUACCACAACCAAAUUUUCUGAUCCCCUAUUGCGAACUGUGCUUUUGUAGUCUCCGGUUUUUGUUGUUUCCCUACUUCCACCAAUCCUCCAAUUGCCUCUUACUAAUCCCUAUUGCCGGACAUGUUUACUUUUCCACUGCUCUCGCUGAAUCCAAGGGCUUCAAGGAGGCCAGCGGUGCCUAAAUCGACCCUUUGGGUAGAUGUCUUCACAUUCUAAUAAAACAUGCUCCAUAGUUUCCCUAGCUUUACCGCAGCAAGCACAUGCUUCUUCAGUCUUAUAUCUCGCUUUAUACGUGCGUGUUCUAAGGCAUCCCGAUCUCGUUUCGAAAAGUAAUGAGCUUCCCUUUGAGUUAUCAUAAAUUGUUUCUUUCCUGAUUUCGUUUUUUCCUCUUAAGUAGUUACUCAUGGCAGGUUUCUUUUCCAUUGCCACCACCCAUGAGAUUAUUUCAGCCUCUCUGACUUUCCGCUUGACCUUCUUUGUUGCUGUGUUGCCCACCCUACAGGCCGCAUACUUGCUGGUAAGCUUCCUAGUUCUUUUCCUCCACUGCGAAUCAAUGUUUUUCCUGUACAGAUACCUGAACACUCUCCCAGCCCAUUUACUUUCUUCCAUAUUCCUCAGCCGUUCUUCAUACUCAAUUUUACUGCAAGCUUCCCUCACUUCAAAACUGGUCCAGCCCAUAUCACCCUGCACAGCUUCAUUUGUAGUCUUCCUUUGAGCGUCCAAUGCGAGGCGACCCACUGACCUUUGGUUCCCGUCGAGUCCUGAUUGUACCCCUGAUUUGAAGCAAACAACUGCAUUUCCAAAAAUAAGUCCUGGAACCAUUACACGUUUGCACAUACCUCGGAGCACCUCGUACCUAUUGUAUCCCCAUAGCACUCUGUGCUUCAUUAUGGCUGCAUUUCUCUUCCCCUUCACUGUUAUGGUUUUUUCCUGUGUUUCCAUAUAUCCAUUGUAUUCGUUUAUCCAUAUACCAAGGUAUUUAUAUUCUAUUACCCGAGGUAUUUCCUGGCCCUGUAUCUCCACUGUCUGUUCACUGUUUUCAUUGGAUACCAUAACACCUGAUUUUCUAACACUAAAUUUCAAGCCUAAAUUGUUGCCUUCCUGUCCACAGAUAUUAGCCAGACGUUGCAAAUCACUUUGCUUGUUAGUUAACAACACAAUGUCAUCCGAUUAAAUAAACCUGGGAGCUGCUGCUCUACUGCUGUACCCGCCUGUUUGUAUGAGAGAUUAAACCCGAUAUUACUUCCUUCUAGUGCCCUCUCCAUCCUCACCAUGUACAUCAUAAACAGCAGCUGGGAUAAAGGGCACCCCUGCUUCGGUUCCUUGUUGAUAUGAACUUUCUCCUCGCUCCUCAUCCCUUCCCAUUCAAUGUAAACGGUAUUUUCUAGGUAAGUCUCUCUCAAAAGCUGUACACACAGCACUGAAAUAUCUCUAUCUCGGCUACUAAUGAGCCGAUUUGAAAAUUUUUUGCGGCAGAACGCUCCCCAGAGGACAUGUAACAACUUCCAGCAUAUAACCAAAAUUUGCUAUGGGGCCUGGUGAGGGGCCCUUUAUAGGCACAUCCUGCAGUGCAGCUAUACAAAGAAUGUUUCAAGAUGUUGCUAGUACCGUCUGCUUGAAAUGCGACGUUCAUGUUAUUGUGAUGAUGUGCUGAAAUGGAGGCUUUAUUGAGGUUUUGAAGGUGUCUUGCAUCUUUUGUGCACGUGACUUAUGAGCAAACGGUACUGUUGUUGAGAGCAUGAUUCAUUGUUUACUGUUAGGACGUCUGUCAAAAAAUAUAUAUAUUUUUUAAAUCUGCACUUUUGAUAUUGCAGAUGUGUUUCCUUUUAUUUUUCUUUCUUUUUUUAAAUUUCAGUCACGAUUUUGAUCCUUGAGGGCAUUGUUUUGUGUACUUUCCGUGUUUAAAAAGCACUUGUGCUUGUUCGUUCUUAGAUUUGACGUAGUAUCCGAACACUGUAGGAAAUGUUCUAUAUGGUGUAUCUGAAGUUUGUGAAGAAACUAUGCCCAGCUAAAUGUCACUAGCUGCAUAAUUUCUUGCCAAACUCUGGCAGACACUCCUGUGAACUGUUUAGCUGCAUUGGUAUGCUGCACUUUCUCCUAAUGGGUGUGCUCCAUAUGGUAAUGAGCGAGGCGAUGCACCCAUAACAAUUUGCCCGAGACAGGCAGCAGCACAUUAAAAAUCUGCAGAUGCCUUUAAGUUCUCAAAAAGGUGCAUUCUAUAAAGUGUUACGGCCAUAAUUAGUACAUGACCGGGGUAGUUAGAGCAGUAUGGGAGAGGCCUUUGCCCUGUAGUGGGCGUAACCAGGCUGAUGAUGAUCAUGUUAAAGUGUUGCUGCAGUAAUGUAAAGAGUCAGUGGGCAUAUUACAAGUCCUUGUUGAAGUGCAUGCCCUGCUUGUCUUGGGCAAUUUGGCCUUAUUUUUAUGAAUGAGAAGCAUCUAUGACAGCGAGCUUUAUUCAUAUUGAGAGUCUUGCAGACACAGACCACUUGUCAUUGUAAAAGUUCCCAGCAUAUACAGAUAUGUAUUUUUGACGUAUGGAUGUUCUUGCUCUUGUGCGUGCGUGUCAUAAUGACUGAGCAUGCUGAGUCUCCAUGACUGCAGUUGUGCUGGUCUUGUUGUUUGUCAUAGUUUUGCCAUCCUUGCAUGUGGUGCGCACAUCAUUGUACUGCAACUCCCGAGUUGCCACACAUGUAGUACUAGAUGUAAGUUGUGCACAAUGUAAACAUUAUACAUGUUAUACAUGUGUGAAUUUGCCAAAGUGAAAGGCUUGCCUUGUCAUCUGCUGGCCGCUGCUGCUGUUGCUGCUGUUGCUGCUGUUUCCUGCACAAAUAUAGCUGGAAUAAUUUUUUUCUUUGUAUAUUUGCAUCAUUUUGUUGUGGCUUUUAAGAGUUUGUUGCAGAGUACAUUUUCCUCCUUUUUUUACGUCUGCUUGAACACUUUCGUUCCUUCAUCUAUGCUGUACUUGUGUGCCAUCGUUACACAUUUCGCUUCCAGGCAACCCUGAUGUCUUGAAAAAUAAAUGGUUAUGUUGA
Molecule: messenger RNA, 16677 nt
Organism: Dermacentor albipictus
Lineage: Eukaryota; Metazoa; Arthropoda; Arachnida; Ixodida; Ixodidae
Gene: Stat92E
Product: Signal transducer and transcription activator Stat92E
Biological process (GO): regulation of transcription by RNA polymerase II; regulation of cell population proliferation; defense response
Molecular function (GO): RNA polymerase II cis-regulatory region sequence-specific DNA binding; DNA-binding transcription factor activity, RNA polymerase II-specific
Source: RefSeq, a predicted model, not a curated record